GUUCGUUUGGCUGGAAACGCCGCAAUGUGUACAGGCUGCGGACUGGAAGCUCGCGACGACGUGUGUGCAUAACUUGUGACACUUUUCUGCGUCUCUCUCUUUUUACUGACACAUUUUUGGAGAAAAGUAGUGAGGACUGGCAUUUUUUUCACUCGAAGCUUCCCGAAGGAGCAAGGUUUAUUACAAGUCAGGCUCGCAUCGGUCAAGAUGGCCCAGUGGAACCAGUUGCAACAGCUGGAGACCAGGUACCUGGAGCAGCUGUACCACCUGUACAGCGACAGCUUCCCCAUGGAGCUGCGGCAGUUCCUCGCGCCCUGGAUUGAAAGUCAGGACUGGACUUUCGCCGCUAAGAAGGAGUCUCAUGCCACCCUGGUGUUCCAUAAUCUCCUGGGCGAGAUAGACCAGCAGUACAGCCGCUUCCUGCAGGAGAACAACGUCCUCUACCAGCACAACCUGAGGCGGAUCAAGCAGCACCUGCAGAGCAAGUACCUGGAGAAGCCCAUGGACAUCGCCCGUAUCGUCGCUCGCUGCUUGUGGGAGGAGCAACGGCUGCUACAGACGGCCACCGCUGCUGCGCAGGACGGACAAGCCGCCCACCCCACAGGGACAGUGGUGACAGAGAAGCAGCAGAUUCUGGAACACAACCUUCAAGACAUCAGGAAACGAGUGCAGGACAUGGAACAGAAGAUGAAGAUGCUGGAGAACCUGCAGGACGACUUUGAUUUCAACUACAAGACAUUGAAAAGCCAAGGAGAGCUGAACCAGGACCUGAACGGGAAUAGCCAGGCAGCAGCUACCAGGCAAAAAAUGGCUCAGCUGGAGCAGAUGCUGAGUACCCUGGACCAGCUCAGACGGCAAAUUGUGACAGAGAUGGGAGGCUUACUGACCGCAAUGGACUACGUACAGAAGAACCUGACAGACGAAGAACUGGCCGAAUGGAAGCGACGACAGCAAAUCGCCUGCAUCGGAGGUCCGCCGAACAUCUGCCUUGACCGCCUGGAAACAUGGAUCACGUCCUUAGCUGAGUCCCAGCUCCAGAUUCGGCAGCAGAUCAAGAAACUGGAAGAGCUUCAACAAAAGGUGUCGUACAAGGGAGACCCCAUUGUCCAGCACCGGCCCGCACUCGAGGAGAAGAUUGUGGACUUGUUCAGAAACCUCAUGAAGAGUGCGUUUGUGGUAGAAAGACAGCCGUGCAUGCCCAUGCACCCAGACAGACCAUUGGUCAUCAAAACAGGCGUGCAGUUCACAAACAAAGUCAGGCUGCUUGUGAAGUUUCCUGAGCUCAAUUACCAGCUGAAAAUUAAAGUUUGCAUUGACAAGGAGUCUGGGGACGUGGCUGCAAUCAGAGGGUCCAGAAAGUUCAACAUCCUCGGCACUAACACCAAAGUCAUGAACAUGGAGGAGUCCAACAACGGCAGCUUGUCGGCAGAGUUUAAACACUUGACCCUCAGAGAGCAGCGGUGUGGUAACGGUGGACGCACCAAUAGUGACGCAUCUCUUAUCGUCACCGAGGAGCUCCAUCUGAUCACCUUUGAGACUGAAGUCUAUCACCAAGGCCUGAAGAUUGAUCUGGAGACGCAUUCGCUCCCCGUAGUGGUCAUAUCUAACAUCUGCCAGAUGCCAAAUGCCUGGGCGUCCAUCUUGUGGUACAACAUGCUCACCGAUCAGCCAAAGAAUGUGAACUUCUUCACCAAACCGCCAGUGGGGACGUGGGACCAGGUGGCUGAAGUGCUCAGCUGGCAAUUCUCGUCCACCACAAAGAGAGGCCUGACCAUUGAGCAACUCACCACACUGGCCGAGAAACUGUUAGGGCCGUCUGUCAACUACUCAGGCUGUCAGUUUACGUGGGCCAAGUUCUGUAAGGAGAAUAUGGCCGGUAAAGGCUUUUCUUUCUGGGUCUGGCUAGACAACAUCAUCGACCUGGUCAAGAAGUACAUCCUUGCGCUGUGGAAUGAGGGGUACAUCAUGGGCUUUAUCAGCAAGGAGAGAGAGAGGGCCAUUCUUAGCCCCAAACCGCCGGGCACGUUUCUUCUGCGCUUCAGUGAGAGCAGCAAGGAAGGCGGCAUCACGUUCACGUGGGUUGAGAAAGAUAUCAACGGCAAAACUCAGAUUCAGUCGGUGGAGCCAUACACCAAGCAGCAACUCAACAACAUGUCUUUCGCCGAUAUCAUCAUGGGCUACAAAAUCAUGGAUGCCACCAACAUCCUGGUUUCCCCCCUCGUGUAUCUGUAUCCCGAAAUUCCCAAGGAGGAAGCCUUCGGGAAGUACUGUCGACCGGAGGCUGCUCCUGAACCCGAGCUGGGAGACUCCACAAGUAUCAUUCAGCCGUACUUGAAGACCAAGUUCAUCUGCGUUACCCCGUGUCCCUCCGUGUUCAUGGACUUUCCGGACAGUGAGCUGCUUGGGAACGGAUUCCCGGGGACAAACUCGGGCAACACCAGCGACCUUUUCUCACUCUCACUGUCUCCGCGCACUCUGGACUCGCUGAUGCCCAAUGAAGCGGAGGCUAAUCCAGGACAUCUGGAAUCCCUGACUCUGGACAUGGAUGUAGCUUCUCCCAUGCAUGUGAACCCAUCCAACUUGGUUUGAGUUUAGAUUGAUUGAGUGUUUGCAGAGAAAAGAUGGUAACACAAGUUUCCACCUACACUGUUGUUGAUUGUGAUGCGUCUGUCACCUUCAACAGUCUCCUCACAUUGGUGGCAUGCAAGUAUGAUAUCAAUUUCAAGUGUAUGUUUCGAAAUGAAUGUGUGUGCGUCGCGAGAGAUUCAUUGUCGUAUAAGCUAUGGCAUUGUUUAAAAAAAAAAAAAAAGAAUACUUUUGUGUCUCACUUUUCAUCCCUGCCGAAUGGAAUCAUGCAAAUGUGGUCGUUGCCAUUUUUUUAACAUAUUCCCCUUCAAGCACUCUAAAACAAUAUGUACAUACCAGUACUUAGAUUUAUUUUAUCAGCACUCUUCUGCUUAUCAACAUGUUUGCUUUGGAUCUGGCCUGAUUUAUAUUUUCUUUCUCCUAAGGUGUGGUGUUAAAAAUCUGUGCAUCUCUUUCCAAAUGACUGUUUGGAGCACAACUGCCAUGUUAAACAAUUGUUUCCUGUA
Molecule: messenger RNA, 3092 nt
Organism: Hippocampus comes (tiger tail seahorse)
Lineage: Eukaryota; Metazoa; Chordata; Actinopteri; Syngnathiformes; Syngnathidae
Gene: stat3
Product: signal transducer and activator of transcription 3 (acute-phase response factor)
Exons: 24
Coding region: 208-2589 (793 amino acids)
Biological process (GO): signal transduction; regulation of DNA-templated transcription
Molecular function (GO): DNA binding; DNA-binding transcription factor activity
Source: RefSeq, a predicted model, not a curated record